Molecule: messenger RNA, 1242 nt
Organism: Ostrinia furnacalis (Asian corn borer)
Lineage: Eukaryota; Metazoa; Arthropoda; Insecta; Lepidoptera; Crambidae
Exons: 4
Coding region: 92-448 (118 amino acids)
Source: RefSeq, a predicted model, not a curated record
UCGCCGCACAGUGAGUCGUGAAACGCAGAAGGUCGCCCGUGUAGCAAUCAAAGAUAAAUAAAACUAUUUGUUUAUUAAAUUUUCGAGCAAAAUGUCAAAAUUCGCGUUGUUAGCCGUUCUCGCGGUCCUAGCCGUUGCCCAAGGCUACCCACAAAAAGAAGUCGAAAUAUCGGAUGCUGCUUCAAAUGGAGAUUGGAAUUUAGUCCACAAACUGAUCCAGCAAAGGUUCGAGAAUCAAAGAAAUCUCUGGGAGCCAAGCUUAACAAUCCCGACUGGCAACGUCCGGAGCCUGAAGCCCUUGGAAGGUGGCCACGUGUACGGCGAGUCUGAGUACACCUUCAGAUCGGAAUCCAACGUGAACGGCAAGAAGACGGAGAGCAAAGGAGGGCACCGCGUCGUCAACAAAGAUGGCGUCGUCACCGAGUAUGACAUCGAACCCAAGUUUUAGAAACCUAAUGAUUAAUUAACAAUCUUAAUAGCUCACCCUAAAAAAGCUGGCUUUUGAGACAAGAUGAACUACACCAACGCAUGCAGUGCAGGUCGCCAUGCAUCCAUCGCCGGCGCGAUCACGGCGUGAUCAUAGGCCAUUGACAGAUAGCGCGAACUGUCAUGGGUCGCGUCAACUGUCAUUGGCGUAUGAUUGGUGUUGGUGUGGUUGAAGCUUAAAGUUAAUUCAUCCAGGAUUUUGAGCAAUAUUGGUAAUUUUCGUUGGAGUUUAAAAAAGUAUGAAUACGUUGUUGAAGUAUUAGUACUAAAUGAAUGGGAAAAGUUUUUGUGUGAAUUGGUAUAAAAGAGAUUAUUGAUCAUUUCCAGAGAUCUGUCUCAAAAUUCCUCCUGAAUAUUUUCACAUCAGGUGGGAUUAUUCUUAUAAACUCUACCUAUACUACCAGAUUAAGAACUAAAUUAAUUAAGGGUGAGCUAUGCCUGGUUGAUUAGAAUAAGAGCUAACAUCAUCAGCUUGCUCUAACAAGAAUAUGUGUCAUAUUUAUAGUAAUAUACAAGGGAGAUUAUUAUUUAAUUAUAAGAACAGAAGUCACUCUGCAUUUUAGAGAAGUCUUACAAGUUUUGUCCUUAAAUAUUCAUAAAAGGUAAAGUCAACUUAAAGUUUCAAAAGUUAAUGGAUUAAUUUCAAAAUUAAGAUUUUUCCUUGUCGAUUAAAAAGUUACUAAGUGUACAAGUUAAUUAUGUGGAUAAAAUUCUUAAUUAAAAGUAGAAACUGUGAUUUAACAUAGAUAUCGUGAU